This is a messenger RNA of Colletotrichum scovillei, 1263 nucleotides long. RefSeq lists its product as uncharacterized. NCBI's taxonomy places the organism in Eukaryota, Fungi, Ascomycota, Sordariomycetes, Glomerellales, Glomerellaceae. The coding region runs from base 531 to 1001 and encodes 156 amino acids. The record is from RefSeq and is a predicted model, not a curated record. The transcript is spliced from 3 exons.
AGGGACCAGGAUCGUUGCAAAUACACUUUUUUAUCAAAGGAUGUAAAUCAAGAAGACCAAUGGCAGCUUUAAGCUCUCAGCACAGGUAACACAGCGCGUCGACAAACUUCCCAAACUUGAGACGAACGUCGACGGGGUUGUCCAUGUUCACCCACUGCCGGGGAAGCCGCGCCGCGAUCCACUUCUCGCAGGACUUCAUCUUUUAGAGUUUCUGGUGAUGGAGCUGUCUGCGUCUCCCCUCCGCCCCCUUUUGACCGGGUUACAGGAUCAUGAUCAUCCCAGCCAUUUACUGCGUAGAUGCUGAAGGCCCCGCGUGCGUGUGGAGGCGCGGUGAGAUAUAAGUCUCCGUCCCACCUCGUUCCCGUGGGGGGGCGGGCAUCAUGAGGUUCUCGCCAACUACACGUCUCUACUCACCACAGUCACUCGUUCCCUGGCAUCUACUCACCUAGACGUAACUCAACCGCGAAUCUGCGAUCGACAAAACACCGUUCACAACCGAGUAACAUCCUCCCCCGAAACGAGAAGCAAUAAUGGCCCGCUCAACCCUCGCGCUCCUCGCUGUCGCAGGCCUCGCAUCGGCAGGCAGCCUCCUGGCCCCGCGCCAGGACAACGAGACGAAGCCGGCGGUCGACAUCACGGCGCUGAACAAGAACGUCUCGGCGACGACGGGGUCGGGCGCUGUUAGUGCCGCGGGGACGCUGGCGCCGUUUGGCGGGAUUGGGGUUGGUUGUGGGAUUAAUUGGGCUGAGGGGCAGUCUUUCGGAGGUGGCCUGCAAUCCGGAUCCGAAGCCUUUGGUCUCGGCGGUGGCUUCACAAUCACCAAGGACACGAUGAACAUUGGUCUGGGAAUCGGCAUCAACCCCAUCAACUUCAACUCCAGUGUCAGCUAUGAGGCAUCGACUAACGGCACCGUGAGCUUGGUGUUUACUUCGACUUCGGCGAUUAAGUGCGAGGAGACGACUGUUGAUGGGGUUAAGGGCGUCAAGUGUACGUCUACCUGAACUGUCUGGGUAUCAGGAGGGUCCCGUAGUCGUUGUUUGCUUUGAGCGUGUUGAAAAUCUAGACUACUAUUUGCCAUCUACAACCCCCCAUGCCGCGAGUAACUCUGUGAAGACAUGGCCAGCCAUAGUGAAUUAUGAGCAUAGCCCCAUGGCGUAAAUCAGGUAGCUUGGUGCUCGACUUAAGAGUGAUCGUGAAGAGGACCUUGAGAUACCGGUACCGUGGUUACGGGACAGAAUUUACCACGACGAUGUUGACGGCCCG